AUGUCAGUGACACAGUUUCCACCACUUCUCUCAGAGGAUGAUUGUCAAAAAUACAGAGUUCCAUUGAAAUGGAGAGAUAGAUGUGCUGCAUAUUUUGCUUUAUACCAGACAUGUCUAAUAAGGCAAAGUGCCAAUGGCUCAGUGAGUUGUAAGCACGAUAAACACUCAUGGGAAGAAUGUGAAAACUUGGAUUUGAUUAGAAGAAAAGAGGAGUUGAAAGUUGCCAAGGAACAGAGGAAAGAAGAAUUGGCAAACGCCUAA
Molecule: messenger RNA, 261 nt
Organism: Lodderomyces elongisporus
Lineage: Eukaryota; Fungi; Ascomycota; Pichiomycetes; Serinales; Debaryomycetaceae
Exons: 2
Coding region: 1-261 (86 amino acids)
Cellular component (GO): mitochondrion
Source: RefSeq, a predicted model, not a curated record